Messenger RNA from Helobdella robusta, 468 nucleotides. RefSeq lists its product as hypothetical. The transcript has 2 exons. The coding region runs from base 1 to 468 and encodes 155 amino acids. Lineage: Eukaryota; Metazoa; Annelida; Clitellata; Rhynchobdellida; Glossiphoniidae. The record is from RefSeq and is a predicted model, not a curated record.
AUGUACUCUUUCAACAACAACGGCUACGACAACCAGCAACAACCGCAAGUCCUCAGCAACAAAUACAUCAGCAACAUCAAAAGAGACAACGACCACAACGACCUCAAACCACAGCAGCAACAAAACGUCGGCGCUUUUUCACCGCCUGCCUACCCAACACUGAAAAGCACCACUCAUACCGAUUUCGUCUCGAAAACUGCUGUACCGAAAUUGCUUGAUAUGACAAAUGAACAUGGCGCAAAUGUGGUCUACCCGACGAGCGUCUUGAACCCACGCCCCUACCAAAAUGGGGUAAAAAACCCCUUAGACUAUCAACCAUCCAUUCACCCUCUUUACCCUUAUUCUGGUGGUUUACAGAAAGGACAGGGCUACACAAAACUGCAGCCGUCAAACUCGCCACCCGACGCCGCCGGCUCUGUAGAAACGAGUACCGAGGCAGAUACCGAAUUUAUCGAAAAGUACUCGUAA